AUACCCCUCCAAAAUUUUCACCAACAUUUUCCCAACUCACAAGUCACACCUUCCAAAUAUUUAUAAAUUAAAAAGAUUAAAUAUCAUCAUUGUCUCUCUUAACAAACAUAACCCCAUGUGAAUCAAUGAAAUAUAAAAUAAAAUUAAUUUAAAAAUUCUUAUUAAAAAAUUAAUUAAAAACAAAAACCCAAAAUUCCCACCUCUAUAAAAAGCUCAAAACCCAAAAACCAACAUCUUUUUAUACCAUUACUAUUAUACUACUACUACUACCCACUUCACUCUCAAAUGAAGAAGAAUAAAAUGAAGAUUAAUAAAACUCUUCAUUUAUUCUUCUUCUUAACUAUUUCUCUGUUUUCCUCUGUUUUUCAACAAAGUUUUGCACUUUAUCAUCACAAUCCACAAAAACCUCACCAUUCUAACAAAAAAGGUUCCCAUUUAAGAGGAAGACAGCAAAUGGGUAGUUGUAAUUUGUUCCAAGGAAAAUGGGUUUUCAACAUUAAUGGUGGUUCUUCACCUCUUUAUAAUUUCUCUACUUGCCCUUUUAUUAACCCUGAAUUUGACUGUCUUAAAUAUGGUCGACCUGAUAAGGUGUACCUCCAGUAUGCCUGGAGCCCCGACGAUUGCUCGCUCCCGAGAUUCGAUGGGGUGGAAUUUUUGACGAGAUUUAGAGGGAAGACUAUAAUGUUUGUGGGUGACUCACUGAGUUUGAAUCAAUGGAACUCGUUAACUUGUAUGGUUCAUGCGUCGGCGCCUCAAGUUAAGUAUACAAUGGGGAAGAAAGGCGCUAUUUACUCUGUCAAUUUUGAGGAAUAUGGGGUGAGUGUGCAACUCUACCAUACGACUUACAUAGUAGACAUAAUUAAAGAGCCAAUUGGACGAGUUCUCAAGUUAGACUCCAUCGAAGGAGGUAGUGUUUGGAAAAACAUGGAUGUACUCAUCUUCAAUACAUGGCAUUGGUGGCUUCACACCGGAGCAUCACAAGGAUGGGAUUACAUACAAGAUGGGCCCAAAGUUGUUAAGGAUAUGGACCGGUUAACCGCCUUCAAUAAAGGGUUAACCACAUGGGCUAGAUGGGUUGAUAACAAUGUUGAUCCAUCCAAAACCAAAGUCUUCUUCCAGGGCAUUUCUCCUACCCAUUAUGAUCCCAGAGAAUGGCAUGGGGCCUCAAAGAGCUGCAGUGGGGAGGCAGAACCUCUAUCAGGUUCAAUAUACCCUGGAGGCUCACCUCCAGCAGCAGACAUAGUGAGGAAAGUUAUCAGCACAAUGAAGAAACCAGCUUUCCUGCUUGACAUAACAACGUUAUCACAGUUGAGGAAAGAUGCUCAUCCAGAAGCCUACAGCGGCGAUCACAGUGGCAUAGACUGCAGCCACUGGUGCCUCCCUGGAUUGCCAGACACUUGGAAUGAGCUUUUAUAUGCCGCUCUACUCAUGUGAAUUUCCACCCCAGACUCUGAACAAAGUCUUUUUGUUCUUUCUUUAGGUUGCAAUUUAUGUUGAUUUAUCAAAUCAUUAAGAUGGUAGAAAGGUAAAGGGAAAAUAUAGAAAGAAAAAAGAUAUUAUUGAUGCUUCAUGUUGUCAUCAUAGAAAAUAAGGAGUUCAUAGGCGUGUCUUAGUAAAAAUUGUUUUUUAGCUUGAUAUGUUGCUCUCGAAGGAUGAGUGACUAUAUUAUGUCCAUAUUGAUGUACGCUGUAUGUUCCAAAGGUCCAAUACAGAAAAUAUCUCAUUUGAAUCCUGCUCUAUUGUCAGAAA
Messenger RNA from Chenopodium quinoa (quinoa), 1749 nucleotides. RefSeq names its product protein trichome birefringence-like 38. The transcript has 5 exons. The coding region runs from base 286 to 1434 and encodes 382 amino acids. Gene Ontology annotation, molecular function: O-acetyltransferase activity. The record is from RefSeq and is a predicted model, not a curated record. Gene Ontology annotation, cellular component: Golgi apparatus. Lineage: Eukaryota; Viridiplantae; Streptophyta; Magnoliopsida; Caryophyllales; Amaranthaceae.